AUGGCGGGAAAGGAAGUUUUGAUCAAGGCCAUUGCCACCGCUGUCCCAGCUUAUCCUAUGCUUUGUUUUAAAUUCCCCAAGGUGGUGUGCAAUGAGAUCAGUAGCGAUAUUGCGAAAUUCUGGUGGGGAAAAUUAGAAGGCGGCAACGGCAUACACUGGAAAUCUUGGAAGGCUUUGUGUUUGGCGAAAGGAGAUGGAGGUCUUGGCUUUAGAGACCUUGAGGAAUUUAAUCUGGCACUACUUGCCAAACAGAGUUGGAGAAUAAUCUCUAAUCCUAAUGCCUUAUGGGUUCGAAUUCUGAAAGCAAGGUACUAUCUUGAUUGUGAGUUUAAGGAUGCUAUUUUGGGUCACAGACCAUCUUGGAUCUGGACAAGUAUUCUAGAAGGAAGAGAUGCUUUAAUGGGCAGGGCCAGAGUUCAGAUCAUGAAUGGUGCAGAUACAAAUAUUUGGGGUGACAAUUGGAUUCCUGAUAAUGGCAUUAUUACACCAAUCACUCAUGUCCCUCAUGAUGCUCCACAAAUGGUUUCAGAUAUUAUCAAUCUGCAUAAUCGAACUUGGAGUUUGGACAGGGCUCAAGCUGUGUGGUUUGGAUCUCCAAUGACAUUAAGAAUUGAUACUCAAAGCUUUAGCACUCUAGAUGUUUGGUUGAAUAAUAUUCUGGACUUGAGAACUGAAUCAAAAAUGGAAAAGCAUGAUUUGCUUACUAUGCUAAGCUUCUUUCUUUGGGAAAUAUGGAAGACCAGAUGUAAAGCUAUCAUGGAAGGUUAUAGAAUUGAUCCAUGCAAAGUGGUGGAAAAUGCAGGUAAGGCAAAGGUGGAAUUUCAAAAAGUGUGGCGAGGUAAUGCAAAUAGUGUGACGAGCCAUUCCCCUUUAAAUGGUGAGGUCUGCUCGUGGGAGCCGUCGCUAAUGGGUUUCGUUAAAGUAAAUAUUGAUGGGAGUUGGCAAAGCAAUGGUAGAGAAGCUGGUGUUGGAGUGGUAAUUCGAAAUUCAACUGGGGAGUUUCUAGGCGGCUUGGCUGCAUCACGGGUGGGUCACUCUGCUCUUGAGGUGGAGGCAGAAGCAGCAGUCAUGGGGUUGGAGUUUGUGGCCAAUCUUGGCUAUAUUAGUGAUGUCUACGUGGAAUCUGACUCAAAGACCCUUGUGGACGGGAUCAAGGGGAUAUAA
Molecule: messenger RNA, 1164 nt
Organism: Prunus avium (sweet cherry)
Lineage: Eukaryota; Viridiplantae; Streptophyta; Magnoliopsida; Rosales; Rosaceae
Source: RefSeq, a predicted model, not a curated record